AUGAGUACGAAAGGCUCGGUUUUGAUCACUGGAUGCAGCGACGGAGGUAUUGGCUCUGGCCUUGCACUUGUUUUUCAGCAACGAGGAUAUCAUGUGUUUGCAACAGCCCGCAAUCCCGGAAAAAUGGCAGCUCUUCGGAAUCUUCCCAAUGUUACAUUGCUUACGUUGGACGUGACCAAUAAAAGUGAUAUUCAGGCCACAAAGGAUUUGGUCGAUGAAGAAACUGGGGGUACUCUAUCCUAUCUCAUCAAUAAUGCCGGCCGCAAUCACUUUAUGCCUCUCUUGGAUGAUGAUGUUGAUAUCGCUAAACGAAUUUUCGAUAUCAAUGUCUGGGGGCCACUAACAGUGACGCAAGCUUUUGCGCCUCUUCUUAUCAAGUCCCAGGGUAUGCUGGUUAACAUUACUUCCAUCGCGGGACAUGGACCUGUGCCUACAAUGGGCUCGUACAGUGCCUCCAAGCGCUCCCUGGAGAUUAUGUCCGAAGUCCUUCGGCUUGAGCUCACCCCAUUCAAUGUGAAAGUCCUGUCUGUCGUGACAGGUGCGGUCUCGACGAAUGGGCAGACUUAUCUCCAGGACUGGACACUUCCUGCGAAUUCAUUAUACAAGCCAGUCGAAGAAACUCUUGCCCAUACAGCGAGAGGAACCGACGGAAUUCCACGAAUGCCUCUGAUGGAAUAUGCCACUAAGGUCGUCGAUGGUAUUCUACAGGGUGAAACUAGGAGAAUAUGGGUAGGAGCACACGCUGAAAUGGCUAAAAAUACACCUUCUGAGGGAGAGAUGGCUGAUAAAAGGGAUCAGUUCAUCCUUGAAUCGAUGACUCUGAACACUCUCUGA
This is a messenger RNA of Penicillium macrosclerotiorum, 834 nucleotides long. Its product is annotated as SDR family oxidoreductase. Gene Ontology annotation, cellular component: endoplasmic reticulum; lipid droplet. Gene Ontology annotation, biological process: phosphatidic acid biosynthetic process; triglyceride catabolic process. The record is from RefSeq and is a predicted model, not a curated record. Lineage: Eukaryota; Fungi; Ascomycota; Eurotiomycetes; Eurotiales; Aspergillaceae. The transcript has 3 exons. Gene Ontology annotation, molecular function: triacylglycerol lipase activity; acylglycerone-phosphate reductase (NADP+) activity. Bases 1 to 834 code for a protein of 277 amino acids.